GCCCUGCGCCCAGGUUAUAUGAACUACAAAUCCGUACGUUAUACGUCAGUUUGCGUCAUCACUAGUGGACCAAAUACACUGGCCGGUUGACUGUAUGCAAGAUCGUACAAAGUGCAUGCAAAACCCAGAUACAAAAUGUCCUCAGGUGAUGCGUUUAAAGUGUCUUCCCUGAAGGGGAAAGUAGCCCUGAUAACCGGUGCCAGCUCGGGCAUUGGGGCAGGCACUAGCGUCCUGUUCGCUAAACUCGGCGCCCUGCUGGCUCUUAACGGCCGCGACGUGGAAAACCUUAACAAAGUAGCCAGGGAGUGCACAGACUGUGGAGCCGCCGAGCCUCUGCUUGUUCCUGGAGAUCUCACUGAUGAGGAGACGGUGAAGAAGACAGUUGAGCAAACUAUUGCUCAUUUCGGCCAGCUGGACAUCCUGGUCAACAGUGCUGGUAUCCUGGCCAUGGGCAGCAUCGAAACAACAGACCUGGCUCAGUAUGACAAGGUCAUGAACAUCAAUGUCAGAUCUGUAUACCACCUGACUCAGCUGUGUGUACCCCACCUGAUCAAGACCAAAGGUUCCAUCAUCAAUGUAUCCAGUGUCAAUGGACAGAGAUCUUUCCCUGGUGUGCUGGCCUAUUGCAUGUCCAAAUCUGCUAUUGAUCAGUUCACACGUUGUAUAGCACUUGAACUGGCAAGUAAGCAAGUCAGAGUCAACUCUGUCUGCCCUGGUGUGAUCGUCACAGAUGUCCACAAGAGAGCGGGACUAGACGAGGACCAGUACGCCCAGUUUCUUGCAAGAUGUAAGCAGACUCAUGCCCUUGGUCGACCAGGAGAGGUGGAGGAAGUAGCUCAAAGCAUCGCCUUCCUGGCGUCCGAUGCUGCCAGCUUCAUUACUGGAGUCAAUCUACCCAUUGAUGGGGGCCGCCAUGCCAUGUGCCCAAGAUAAGCUCAUGUAUGCAUUAGCAGUCUGCUAAUAUAUGCUUUCAACCUCCAA
This is a messenger RNA of Scatophagus argus, 981 nucleotides long. RefSeq lists its product as uncharacterized. The coding region runs from base 136 to 933 and encodes 265 amino acids. Lineage: Eukaryota; Metazoa; Chordata; Actinopteri; Scatophagidae. The record is from RefSeq and is a predicted model, not a curated record. Gene Ontology annotation, molecular function: oxidoreductase activity. The transcript is spliced from 8 exons.